Messenger RNA from Cryptococcus wingfieldii CBS 7118, 3339 nucleotides. RefSeq lists its product as hypothetical. The record is from RefSeq and is a predicted model, not a curated record. The coding region runs from base 1 to 3339 and encodes 1112 amino acids. Lineage: Eukaryota; Fungi; Basidiomycota; Tremellomycetes; Tremellales; Cryptococcaceae. The transcript has 19 exons.
AUGCCGCCUCAAGACUCCGGCUCGCCCCUCCGCUUGAAACCGCCGGCUAUUACUCUCGUCCGAACCGACCUAGAAUCAGAGCCGUCCAACGGCUCAUCCCAUGAUUCACCAGAUGAUAGAGUGCCCGCCCACUUUAGGCUACCAGCACUACAGAGUCCUAAGCGGAACCACGUCCGAAUUGAAAGUCAAGACACCGCUGCCUUGCCUCCUUCAGAGCAAGAUGCCGAGGACCACCGUUCUCACACGAAACGGCCUUCUUCUGCCAUCACAGCCGAGGGUAAAAACGCGACCAACACCAGCCGAAGGAGCUUGUCAGGCGAUGACUCAGGAGAUCGGGCAAUGCGAUCAUGGCCAGAGAAAAUGGUCACCUUCGCGCAACUUCGUGCCCAAAAGAUUGCCGAGCAUAGAUAUUUCAGCUGGAUCGGGCCUAAGCUCACCUGGGGAAAACUCAAGCCUGUCUUACGAAGUGCGGUAUCUUCUUGGCUAGGCUUAGUUUUGAUUGUGAUUGUUCCAGUCGAGCGAGCUAUUGGGACAGGUUCAUUCUUCAUUCUUAUUGUUGGAUUUAUGAUGCCCCCGUACGAGCCGGUCGUCCAGACGCUGGAAAAAUAUAUCAACCUGUUCCUUUUCGCUUCUAUGUCUUGGGUCUGGGUCAUCAUCGCGAUUGCUAUUGCUGGCGCCACUCGUGGUCCGCUGGACCUCGACAAAGUAGCCAAAGCUGAAGCUAAGUGGGGGUUCUUGAAGGAAUCGAAUCCUACAAAAUAUCAACAACGGAUAAUAUUCGACGGGACAUACCUGCAAGCCAAACCAGCUGUUGUUUGUGCCGUUUUCCUUUCCGCUGGAACGGGGGCUUUGCUGUGGUGGAAACUCAGGACGUCUCCUAGUCCCGCUACUUUCCCUCUGGUUCUCUCCUGCAUAUUGAUCGACGUCAGUUUGACCACUGCUGUUUUCUACCCCACCAAUGUCUACGAUAUUGGCCUGAUCUUUUUCUUACCCAUGGCCAUUCAAGCUGGCAUCGGGACCCUCUGUUCCAUCCUCAUCUUUCCCGAAUCAGUCGGACAUUCGUUUCAAUCUAAAUUCGGGGGUGUCUUGGACCCUUUGGCGUCCGCUAUGAAAUCAAUCGACGAACUUUUCAGCGAAGCUGAACAAACCGUUGCCGACUCCGAAGACGACGACUUUCUGUCCGCCAGAGACACUCAGAGAGAGCGAGAGGGCUGUGCGGACAGGCUCGAAAAUUGGGCAGGCCGCUGCAAAGGCAUCAGAACCAAGCUUCUCCAAUCGCUUACCGGUCUACCCCCUCUAAGGGCCCAACAAAGGUAUCUAUCAGUGGACAUCAGCUACAGCCGUCUCUCUGGAGAAGACCUGCGAAAUCUUUUCGAUCACCUUGCACUUCUCCAAGCUCGUUCAGGAGGAAUGGCAUUCUUCUUUGACGUUAUCAUCACGAAUGCUAAACAUUCUCAUUUGGAUUCGUCUGCGUGGUCUGUUCAACAGGUCGCACAAUCACGACCUGGAUCGAGAGCGACUUCUAUUAGGAACGAGUCUCUGGACGAUCGACAUGACAACGGCGAGUACGAAGUUCGAGAUGAUGAUGCUGCCACACCCGCGUUGGAGCUCGAGGACUCAGCCGACGGCUCUCACAACCCCAAUCAUUACUUUGGGUCAAAAAGAUUCAGCAUGCCCGGUAUACUGCGACGGAGCGGCUCUCCUCAUGGAAUAUCAAACUCUCACAAAGGGAGUCAUAUGUCUCUGUUGGAUCAUCUGAGAAAGUCACAACAGCCUGUUGGCAUCUACGAAAGCACCAGGUACAUGGACAUCGAGCGCAACUUUGCCGUCGAUACUGCCCAGGUCCUUGAGCAACUCGACAUAUUGGCCCGCGGAUGUGUUCCAGUCAUCCGAGGGUGCCAAAGCGCCUUAUCAAAAGCGUCCCAAUGGAUUGUGAAUGUGAAUCAUGACCGCCACAUCAUGACAUGGGCAAGCCAACAAACUCAGAAUCACAAGAAAGGCGCACUUGAUGACGCAUUGUCGCAAGUGAUUGCAACUCUACAAGGCGCGCUGGACGACUUUCAAAUAUCUCGGUUGCAAAUUAUCCAACCUUACAAGCACCUGUUUGACCCAAAUUACCCAGCAGAGACCGGCCUUCGAGGCAAGAUCCAUUUUCGCGGCUUGUUUCAAAAUUUUGUUGCUCAAUAUCAUCUGAUAGAGUUUUCGACUGCUCUUCUGGAACUCUUACGGAUGAUGCAAGAUCUGGACAGAUCGCGACCUGACCGAAGAUUAUGGUUUCCUCGCAUAUCUUCCAUGCUCAGCCAUUUGCAACACAGCCAGAAGGAAAAGCAUCUUACAGAAGGAGACGAAGAAGGGCACGACAACGAUGCUGCUUUCAAUCGUGAUGAAGACGAGCUGCUAGGAGAAGCCAAAACUCGUAAUCCCGAGUAUAAGCCUUUCGACUCUUCGUGGCUCAACCUCGUCGCGAAAGCCAUCAAAGUGCUCGACAUUUUCCAAAGCAGGAGCUCAAUGUUCGCCGUCAAGGCUGCCAUGCUGGGGGCUCUGACUACUUUGCCGAAUUUCAUUGCAUCAUCGGCUUCUUUCUACUACUUCAAUCGAGGAGUGUGGUGUACCAUCAUGGCGCAACUCAGUAAGCAUUUGGGAUAUGCUGGUGAUACUGCAACAGCAUGGCUCAGCCGAGUGGUGGCUUCUUCUUGGGGCUGUUUACUGGGAAUGGUUAUCUGGUACAUCAGCAGCGGACAUGGACAAGGAAACCCCUACGGAGUAGCGGCUGCCUGUGCAGUGAUUUUCCCGAUUGCUGCUUUCUUUCGAGUGCACUUUCCAGGCCCGGUCCUGACGGCUGUCAUGUUGCCUGUGACUAUGGGACUCGUGAUAGGUUAUUCUUAUUACAAUGGAACCAUUGGUCCUCUGACUCACGCCGAAUGGGGAUGGGACGUUGCCUGGCGGCGAUUUCUUUGUGUUCUUAUCGGUAUCUCGGCUGCCUGGGUAUUCUCCUAUGUACCUCCCGUUUAUUCAGCAAAGAGAGCUAUUCGAUACUCGUACGCGCGAACGAUCGGCAUCACGGGCUCAAUUCUCUGUGAGAUAUUGUCUCAUGCAAAUGACCCUCAUUACCAUCUGAAAGAAGACGAUGAGAUUCUCAAGCAGUUGAUUGCCUGGCGUUCAAAGCUAAACAAGCUGGGAGCCAGACAUAUAAAUGCUACUCGCGAGAAAUCAUUGAGAGGCAAAUGGCCGGAAGAACGAUACAAGCUUAGUGACGGUGGAUGUACUCGAGUCCAACAACUAUAUGCGCUACGCCCUGGGAAUCACUACUACGUUCUCGCUUGUGUCAAGGCUAGAUAG